Protopolystoma xenopodis is the source of this 624-nucleotide messenger RNA. The record is from the annotation of a GenBank genome assembly. Lineage: Eukaryota; Metazoa; Platyhelminthes; Monogenea; Polystomatidea; Polystomatidae.
AUGAGCAUCCUUUCCCUCGACUAUGAAUCGUUAUUAAGUGAGAUUGAGUCAGGUAGCAGCGGCUCAAUCGCAAAUGUAAUUAGAAAACUACGUGAAUACGAAGUAACCGCUUAUAAUGCCGGAGUGGGAGGUCCUACGGGUGAAGUUGUGGCCAAAUUUAUCGCAGAGCUAGACCAAUUAAUUAUCGAAAGAAAUAUUGAAAUAGAACGCACAUGCAAUCAUCAUUAUGAAGGCCUUGCUGACUCUACCCGGGAGCUUGUGUCUAUCCAAGAAGAGGCAGGAGUCCUCAAGGCUCAAAUGCUAGAAAACUAUAAAGCUAUCCAGGAUCAGGUUAAUGAGCUAGGAGAAGCAAGUACUGAGCUUUCAAAUUGCCAUGUAAUGCUAAGCAAUAUCGACCAAUGUAUUGAGGCCCUUGAGCUUUGCCUGCCUAUAAUUGACCAAUACUCUCGCGUAGAACGAAGUAUCGAAGAUGGUCGUUAUUAUCACGCUCUAAAAAUACUUGAGCAUCUAGAAAAAACUCAACUAGAGCAAAUUCGCCAAUUCACCUUUUCUGAAGCAUUAAGCCGGCGCAUACCCAAGCUGAGACAGGAAAUCAAGGUAGUCUCGUUCAUCCCUAAUAAUUAA